Molecule: messenger RNA, 714 nt
Organism: Candida albicans SC5314
Lineage: Eukaryota; Fungi; Ascomycota; Pichiomycetes; Serinales; Debaryomycetaceae
Gene: RIB5
Product: riboflavin synthase
Exons: 1
Coding region: 1-714 (237 amino acids)
Biological process (GO): riboflavin biosynthetic process
Molecular function (GO): riboflavin synthase activity
Source: RefSeq, a predicted model, not a curated record
AUGUUUACUGGUCUUGUUGAAACCAUUGGUACUGUUUUAGACUACUCAAAGCACGAUGAUUCCUCCACUGGUGGAGACGGAGUUUCCAUUACCAUUGGAAAUUGCUCAGAAAUCUUGGAAGAUGUCAAGUUGGGCGAUUCAAUCUCCACAAAUGGUGUUUGUUUAACUGUUACCGAAUUCAAUCUCGGGAAGACCCUUUUUAAAGUUGGUGUGGCCCCAGAGACUCUCCGCAGAACCAAUCUAGGAGAUUUGAAACACGGUGCACCAGUCAAUUUAGAAAGAGCCGUUACAAGUGAAGUUAGAUUGGGUGGCCAUAUUGUUCAAGGACAUGUUGACACUAUUGCCAAAAUUGUCGACAAGAAACCAGAUGGAAAUGCUAUUGCCUAUACUUUUGAAUUAAGAGAUAAAGAAUUUAUCAAUUACAUUGUCCACAAGGGGUUUAUUGCUAUUGAUGGGGCUUCAUUGACUGUUACCAAUGUCGAUCCAUCUAAAGUUCAAUUCUCAAUUAUGUUGAUUAGCUACAGUCAAGAAAAGGUUAUCUUAGCCAAGAAGGAAGUAGGCGACACUGUCAACAUUGAAGUUGACUUGACGGGUAAGUUUAUUGAGAAACAAGUUGAGAUAAAUUUAACUGGUCAAAUUGAAAAUUCCGACAGCCCAUUGAACAAAUUGAUUAGCUCGUUGGUUGAAAAGAAAGUUAAAGAAUAUAUCAAGUAA